GGUUUGUUUAUAAAUAAAAUAUCUUUUUCCCAAAGAGUUUAUCUUUUUGAUUUUAAAUAAAAUGUCGCUACAAGAUAUUCGUUACUCGAAUUUCUUUGUAGCCGGCAUUUCAACCUGUUUCGCAACUGUUUUCACCAAUCCACUAGAAGUUGUUAAAAUUCGAUUACAACUACAAGGUGAAUUGAUUAAGAUCGAUUCGAAUAAGCGAAUUUAUAGGGGAUUCUUUCACGGACUGUAUCGGAUUGGUUGUGAUGAGGGUGUUAAAGCGUUGCAAAAAGGUUUGGGACCAGCUCUUAGGCUAAAGUUUUGCCAAAAUUCAAUACGUUUGGGAAUAUUUGAUACAGCUACUACAUUUGGAUGGACGAAAAGCAGUGAGGGGCAUAUGUCAGUGUGGCGUGGCUACUUAUGGGGAGCAUUUGGUGGCUCAAUCGGAUCAUGUUUAGGCAGCCCGUUUUAUUUAAUUAAAACUCACAUGCAGUCUUAUUCUAAUGCUAAAGUAGCCGUUGGCUUCCAGAGAAAACACGAUGGAAUAAUUUCAGCAUUCAAACGAGCCAUCAGAACACUUGUCACGCACAGAAAUGCAAUUGUUUUUUUGGUCUUAGGGAAUGGUGCUCAACUGGCAACAUACGAACCGUUAAAGGAUUAUAUGAAAAGAAGUGGUUGGAGCUUUUCAAAUUCAACGGUAAAUUCAUUUAUAUGCUCAUGCAUUGCCGGGACAACGAUGGCAAUAGCUGUGAAUCCGCCAGAUGUCAUACUGACUCGUUUAUAUAAUCAACCAUUGGACGAUGUUGGCAGAGGGAAAUACUACAGCGGAGUCUAUGACUGUUUUAUUAAAAUUGUCAAAAGUGAAGGCGUUUCUGGAUUGUACAAAGGGUUUUGGCCCGCUUAUAUACGUCAGGCGCCUCAUUCCAUACUGGUCUUACUUUUCUACGAUGAAGCCAAGAAGCUGAGAGAUACAUUUUUUCUCUGA
Molecule: messenger RNA, 970 nt
Organism: Bradysia coprophila
Lineage: Eukaryota; Metazoa; Arthropoda; Insecta; Diptera; Sciaridae
Product: solute carrier family 25 member 35-like
Source: RefSeq, a predicted model, not a curated record